AUGUCGUCGAGUUAUGCUUUCGCACCGAAAAACUGGGGGGUUGGGUCUCCGGGGAAGAGAGGACCAGUUGGAGAAAAAGGUGAAAUAGGCCGGCCUGGACCCGUCGGGCCUCCGGCUAUUGUGGAUUACGAACGCAUCGAGACUGAGAUAGAAGAGAAGGUUGCGCCAGUUUUCAGUCAAUCAGCUGCGAACAACAACGCCCUCAUCUUGGCAAUUGAGAAAUUGGAAGAACGAAUAAAUAUUCUAGAAAGCAGAGAAGGUGCGUGUGAGAUAAAGUUCGACGGUAAAUGCUACUGGGUAGAGAGUCUUGAUCAUUUUGUGACAGGCUAUGAAAGAUGGGUCGCAAUAUGUGCGGAACGGAAUGGCUCACCAGCGAAUAUUUAUUCGGAAAAACAUUACAAUGUCAUCAUGCGAUACCUUCGAGCGAAAAUAUUUGCAAAGAGGGAUCUGAUUGCCCUAUGGGUGGGAAUGCGAACAAACCCAGAUACUCUAAUCGUUACACUUUCCGACGGAAGUCUAGCUCCAUUUAUGAAAUGGGCUCCUGGAUAUCCCUCUAAAGAUCCUGCUUAUACGCACAUGACAAUUGCUCAACGAGCUCCAUCAAGUUCUGCCAGCAUUGGUAUUCACAACUAUCCACCAACGUCCAGCAGAGAAGGCGUAUUAUGUGAAUUAUAGAGCAAUAGCAAUGCUUCGGAUAAUUUUCUUGACAUGGAAAUACUUUGUAUUUUCAUCUAAAUCUGGGAGGCACCACUUUGAAAUGUUAUAUAUAUAUAUGAAAUAUAUCCAAAUGUAUAAAGGUAACAAAGUCUAUUUUUAACGGUGUAGAAAACCAUCUCACAACAAAUAAUUCUGUAUCACACACCAGAACGCGAGUUUAGAAUCUUAUUGUGUACACCGAAUCAAUUGAAGCUAUAUUGGAAAUAUUGAAGUUUGGGUCGACGAGACGUGAGUUGCGCAAGUCAACCACAAGAUCAUGCUCUGACAAAAAAUCAGCUGUGAUCAGUCUCUGACAAUAACGAGUAGACUGCGUGGUUGUGUAAUAUUUUCUUUAAUUA
Molecule: messenger RNA, 1055 nt
Organism: Styela clava
Lineage: Eukaryota; Metazoa; Chordata; Ascidiacea; Stolidobranchia; Styelidae
Source: RefSeq, a predicted model, not a curated record